Molecule: messenger RNA, 2071 nt
Organism: Vitrella brassicaformis
Lineage: Eukaryota; Vitrellaceae
Source: the annotation of a GenBank genome assembly
CUAUGUGGCGGCAUUGCGGCGCUCGACACACAGCCCGUUUGCAUCGAGGCUGACCUUGUAUGGUCCGCCGCUGAGGAGGCUGAGGCCCGCCUGCUGAGCCAUGAAACGCUGCUGGAAGUCGGUGCGCAGGUUGCCGCUCAACAACUCCACAUAUGUCUUCUUGUGGCCCUGUCCGUCAGCCAAGAGGACGAACGACAUGUCCACAUCGCCGGACAGCUGUGUCUGUAUGGUGUAUUGUGUUGCGUUACCUUGAGCUCGUCAUUGAAUGAGGUGAUCGUGGCAAUCACGUUACUGUAAAAGGUCUCAAACUGGUCAUCAUCUACAAAGCCUACUGUGAAUGAACACACACAGACGCCAUGGCUGCUGGUUCUCCCCUGCGCCCUCAUCCCCUUACCGGACACGGUCAUCGUCACUUCCUCGACCGGCGGCAGCUUGUCAUUGCUGUCCCGCCCCCACAGACAGGGGCUGCUUUUGCUGUGCACGGGUGCUGUGAGUUCGUUUGCCACUAGGUCGAGGCACAGCGUCAGGCUCCUCUCCCGCCCCCGGCUGACCAGCGCCGCCUGCAGCCGCUCGAGGAACACCCACACCUCUCCAGCAGGUCCAAGGAGCUCCACGCCGUGCUCCUUGUCUCCUGCCUUGACGCACGACAGGCUGGGCGUGUUGGAGGCGAUCUCGACCGUCCGCUUCUUCUUGGCCUCAUCGUCGAGGGCAUCGCCGAUCAGCAGCAGGGUGUGGGCGGCGGGGAAUGUGUCGUCGGUGAUGGUUGCACGGACGGCCUCGUCCUCUCCGCCGGACACCACGGUGAGGGCUCUCUUGGCGAACUGGUUGAUGAUCUGCUGGACGGCGGCGGGGCCGGUGCUGCUGCGCGAGAGGAGCUCCGCGUCAAUCGUUCCACACGUGCUGUCGUUGUUGAGUGCGAAGACGCCCUUCUCCACUGCCUCGUGACGAGCAAUGGCGUCGCUGAUCGAAGGCAAAGCACAGGAAUGACUGGCACUGUCGCUCUUCAGCCCCUCUCCCUCCCCCCUUCCUCUCUCUCUCUCUCUCUCUCUCUGCGUCCUUACAUGAGCUGUGCGACCCUCUGCGAGCACUCCACACUUGCAUCAGUGCUCGGCAUCCACCCCAUUUCGAUCUCGAGCUCGCGAAUGGACUGCCUGACGCCCCUCGCCACCUUCACCUCACGCAGCCUGUCGAUGUCGGCGGGCCGGUUCCAAUACAUCCCGACGCCUCGAAGUGUGCGAAGCGCCGCCAACGACUUGCCGUCAGUGGGAGCCCCACUAAGCACACGGGCCGCGUGAUCGGCGUACCGUCCGUUGAGGUCCAGCACCUCGAUGGCCUCACAGUCCCUCACCCAUGCCCUUCCGCCCUUCACCCAGCUAGCCAACCAACUGUCCCUGGUGAUGAGCGUCUUGACGGCAGGUGUGUGCCACUGGCGGUCCACACGAGCAGUCAGGCACUCGUCGUCUCUGCUGCGGAUCGUCUUGAGUGCCGGCAGGUGGACGGGGGCGGUGGGGGCGCGGGGCAGGGCAGACGAGGGGGGCGGGUAGGUCAUGUAAAUGUUGUCGUCGAGCCCGACCUCCUCGAAUGACUCGACCUCCUCGAAUGACAGCAUCUCCAAUGUGCCUUUGUCAGCCGACCGGUCUCCGUCAUCGUCCUGCCGUGGCGCGGCAGCAAUCCCCUCCCCUGCAUCUCUCUCUCGUCUCUUCUUCUCUGCGAUGGCCGCCCGGCCACGCCCGUGACCCUCGACCAAGGCCACCCAGGUGCCGCGACACCAGCCCCCCCAAAGCCCCUUCCACCGCGUGGGAUAGCGGUGCUUGAUCUCUCGGAUGCUGGUCGCCCUCUUGCCCCACUUGUGGGCCACGGCCAGCGUCAUGGCCUCCCACAUCCGCCUCUUCGUGUCGUCCUCACAGUCGAUGACCAGGUGGGUGUAGUUGGCGGCGGAUUCGUGGAAGAUGGGCGUGCCGAGGCGGCGCCAGAGGGGCGUCAGCUCCCAUGGAUGCAGGUGGCCGAACACGUUGGCCAGCUCGUCGCGGGACAGCCGACGACGGGCCUGAAGUGACAACAAACAUGACAU